Messenger RNA from Venturia canescens, 962 nucleotides. RefSeq names its product gamma-interferon-inducible-lysosomal thiol reductase-like (gene GILT1). The record is from RefSeq and is a predicted model, not a curated record. NCBI's taxonomy places the organism in Eukaryota, Metazoa, Arthropoda, Insecta, Hymenoptera, Ichneumonidae. The transcript has 5 exons. Gene Ontology annotation, molecular function: oxidoreductase activity, acting on a sulfur group of donors, disulfide as acceptor. The coding region runs from base 111 to 773 and encodes 220 amino acids.
UCUCUUUCUCCUCACGAUAUUAUAUUCGAGCGAAGCGAGCAACUUCUCCGGAGUCGAUCAUCGCCGAUCCUGGAAUAAAGUACUCGUUGCAGCUUGAGGAAAAUACGAGGAUGACGUUUACCUUGGCCGCAACAGCAUUCGUGCUCAUUCUCACUCAUCCGACUCUCGGACUUGGGCCGGAUGAGAAGACCGUUCUAAACGUGACUGUAUAUUACGAGGCUCUUUGCGGCGACAGCAUAAGAUUCGUCAACCAACAACUUGCACCUUCGUACGAGGGCCUCAAGGAACACCUUAAAAUCGAUUUUGUUCCUUACGGAAAAGCUGAGCAAAGCAGGAAUGAAAAGACUGGCGAAUGGAGUUUCGACUGUCAGCACGGACCUGACGAAUGCAAAGGAAAUCGUGACCAGGCGUGCGCUUUAGAUGCGAUCAACAAGAACGAGGACGCCGCUAAACGUCAGGAUCUUUCCGUGAACCUUGUAGCUUGUGUUAUGAGCAGUACAAACCCAGCAACUGCUGUUACUCGGUGCGCAAAAACAGUCAAAUUGAGCGUGGAAACGCAAAAACUUCUCGGCGAGUGUCAAGAAUCGAGAACGGCCAAUGAGUUAUUGGCCCAACACGGUGUCACGACCAUGAGACUCAAUCCUAUCCUGACGUUCGUUCCUACUAUAACUGUUAACGGGCAAGCUGAAACUGAGGCACGCAAUCACUUCAGAAGGUUUGUGUGCGGACAGAUUCCUGAUAACGAGAAACCUGACAGUUGCAAAAGUACUUGAUGAGAAAUAAAAAAGUGACUAAAAAUGCAAAUUUCGUACCAACUCGAUGUGGCGAACUAAUCGUGUAAUAACUAUAUACAAAUUGUUGUUUUUUUUUAUGUACAAAAUACAAAAAAUUGUCGAUUAUAUCAAAAAUGGAGUAAUAAAAAAAUUGUAUUUGGAAAAUAUAGUGGUUAUAACUAUGAAAAA